Messenger RNA from Fusarium oxysporum Fo47, 1482 nucleotides. Its product is annotated as fatty acid desaturase-domain-containing protein. The coding region runs from base 125 to 1249 and encodes 374 amino acids. Gene Ontology annotation, molecular function: sphingolipid delta-4 desaturase activity. Gene Ontology annotation, cellular component: membrane. The record is from RefSeq and is a predicted model, not a curated record. The transcript is spliced from 3 exons. NCBI's taxonomy places the organism in Eukaryota, Fungi, Ascomycota, Sordariomycetes, Hypocreales, Nectriaceae. Gene Ontology annotation, biological process: ceramide biosynthetic process.
UCCCGCGCCGCAGCUACCAAGGAGGCAAAUGUAUCACAUUCUUUUUUAAUUCAACCGUCCUUGCACUUUUUGUUCUUCGGGGGUUUAGACUUUCUUUCACUUUUUCCAAACUAUCGAAGGAAAGAUGCCUGCGACGAAUUCAUCUACGGUCACUUCGAGGGCAAAGGGCGAUAGCCCAAACCCAGCUCCUGCGGCAGCCGAAGGUGCUGAUAAGAGCCACGAUUUCUUCUGGACAUACACUGAGGAGCCUCAUCGAACUCGCCGUCUCGCUAUUAUCAAGGCUCACCCCGAGAUCACCAAGCUCUGCGGUCCUGAGCCUCUCACGAAAUGGGUCGUUCUCGGUGUCGUCUCUCUUCAGGUCUUCCUUGCAUGGAUGCUCCAGUCGACUCCUUUCUUCUCAUGGAAGUUCUGGGCUGUCGCCUACGUCUUUGGCGCCACUGCCAACCAGAACCUUUUCCUCGCCAUCCACGAGAUCUCACAUAACCUGGCUUUCCGAAGCGCUCGUCUCAACCGUCUGAUCGCCAUCUUUGCCAACCUUCCCAUUGGUAUUCCGUACAGCGCUUCGUUCCGACCAUACCACCUUACCCACCACAAGUCCCUCGGUGUCGAUGGCCUUGAUACCGAUCUUCCCACUGCCUUCGAGGCCUUCGUUCUGGAUUCGAUUCUCGGAAAGGCCUUCUUCUGCACUUUCCAGAUCUUCUUCUACGCCCUGCGACCCAUGGCCGUCUACCGCGUUCCUUUGACUGGAGUCCACGCCCUCAACAUCGCUGUCCAGGUCGCCUUUGAUCUCGUUCUUCUGAAGUACGCCUCUGUCAACUCUCUCCUCUACCUGCUGCUCUCCUCCUUUUUGGCUGGGAGUCUUCACCCUCUGGCUGGCCACUUCAUCGCCGAGCACUACGUGUACGAGACCGUUGCUCCCUCCGCUCGCAACCCGGAGAACAAGAUCCCCGUUCCCGAGACCUUCUCUUACUAUGGACCUCUGAACUGGUUCACCUACAACGUCGGUCUUCACAACGAGCACCACGACUUCCCCGCAGUGCCCUGGACUCGUCUCCACAAGGUGCGCGAGAUUGCUCACGAGUUCUAUGAUGACUUGCCCCGCCACGAGAGCUGGUGCUAUGCCAUCUGGCGCUUCAUCUUCGAUGAGAACGUUGGCAUGAGUUGCCGCGUGAAGCGUAAGCAGGGUGGACGUCUUGUAGGCGGCGGCGCCGUCGCCGACUGGAAGCAGUCUGAAAUCGAGUCGAUUUAGAAGCAACGCAAAAGUACAUAGAAUUAGUUGUAAUGCAACUGUUUUGAUAUUUUGACAAAGGGUGCGGCAUAUCAAGGCCAUGAUCAACUCAAACUUUUGCUGCAUUUGGUAACUUUUUGGCUGAGCUAGGCAGCAUAGAUUCAGACAAAAGUACCAUAGAAUGCAGAUCUUGCAUGGCGUUUUAGGGUAUGGAUAAAAACAUAAAUACAAUCUUUUGAGCGAUCACAAAACUC